AUGGUUACGGGUGAUAAAAGAUCAAACUACUUCCCUAAUGUGGACUUUUUUGGCUCUCGUUUCGGCUCUUUUUUUCAGGUGAACCUGCCCCGGGCGCUGCUCAUCGCCGUCUCCCUGGUAACCGGCCUCUACCUGAUGGUCAACGUCAGCUACCUGAGCGCCAUGACGCCCCGAGAGAUGCUGUCCUCCGGGGCCGUGGCCGUCACCUGGGGCUGGGGGAGCGGAGGGUACCUGGUACCGCUCGGUUCUGACCCGGCCUCUGCCCAGGUGCUGGUGCCGGUGAUUGAUGGAGGAUUGAUGGAUGGAGUGCUGGUGCUGGUCCCGUUCCGGGGCGCGGCCCUCCGGGUGGUGCACGCGCUCAUCGGCCUGCUGGAGGCCGGGGGCCGGGGGGUGGAGGUCAGCAACAAGAAGAAGUUCAAGCAGGAGUUCGGCGAGGAGGCGGAGCCUACGCCCAGCGGCCGUCGCCCCGACGACCACAACGCCGUGUUCACGGGGAACCUGGACGACCACUUCAGGAUCGGCCUGUCUCUGAUCCGGGGGAGCCUGCGUCUGUACUCUCCCUUCUACUCCUCUGACGUGGUGCUGGCCUCCCCCCUGGGGCUGCGCACCGUGCUGGGGGCGGAGGGAGAGAGGAGGAGGGACUACGACUUCCUGUCCUCCAUCGAGCUGCUGGUGCUGGACCAGGCCCACGUCUGCCUCAUGCAGAACUGGGAGCAUGUGCUGCCCCCAAGUCCCGAACAGUCUGAUGCUGAGGCUGAUGAGGAAGAGGAGGAGGAAGAGGAGGAGCAGAAAACAGCCUAUCAGAAGCUUCUCUCAACUCUGAGUGAAGCCCAGAGUGAAGAAGAGGAGAGCAGUGAGGAGGAAGAGGAGGAGGAGGAGGAGCUUAUCGAAGAAGAAGAUGGAGAAGGGAGUGACGAUGGAGCUGAAGAAGAGGAGGCACCAGAUGAGGAAGAGGGAGUAGAAGAAGAAGAGGGAGUACAAGAAGAGGAAGGAGUAGAAGCAGAAGAGGAGGGAGGGGAUGAAUUUGUGGACAAGGAGCAUGAGGCUGACUUCUGUCUGGAGACUAAUUUCACAGAACCGGAGGAACAUCAGGAGGAAUCUGAAGACACAACAGACACAUUUUUCCAACAUUUGGACACAGAGCUGAGUGAGGAGGAUGUAGAAAAGAUCUCAUCUGGAUCCAAGUCUAAGACCCAGAUAGAGGUAUGA
This is a messenger RNA of Menidia menidia (Atlantic silverside), 1209 nucleotides long. NCBI's taxonomy places the organism in Eukaryota, Metazoa, Chordata, Actinopteri, Atheriniformes, Atherinopsidae. The record is from the annotation of a GenBank genome assembly.